CCCUCCCUUCCUUUGUACCUCUUGCAGUGGAAGAGACAGGGAGCUGCUGCAGUGAUACUCUACCAAUUUGCAUUUUCACCAAACCAAAAUAAAACAUAUAUACAAGCCCGGAAAACAUCAGGAAACAUUUUUUAGAACUCAACAUUUAUUCCAGAAUCAUCUCUUUAGGUUUUGGUCUUUAUUUGACUCUUUUCUUCUCACAUCCCUGGAUUGUACAGCCUUUAUUUCCUUUGAGGAGAAAAUGAACAUCCUUCUGCAGUUUCCUGUGGACUAGGACCAACUAAUAGCUCAGAGAUCAGCUGCUGUGACAGAAGCUCUCCUUCAACCCCUCACCCGCACCGUCUAAUGGCCACCAGUGCCACUGUUACCCAGGAAACCAGCAGCAUGGAGGAAUCCCAGCAGCCAAUCAGCGCCCAGGAUGGUGCAGACCCUGAACAGGCCCCAGUAACCUCUCAACCAGCCAGCGCUGAGCAAUACAGCGUCCCCGCAGCAACAGAGGAAGGGAAAGUCAUGGACCACCUGACAGUGAUCGAUGAGAAUACGGAAACCAGUAACGGGAUCGGCCCGGUCAUGGGAGACUCCUCCCCCACAGCGCCCUCUGUGUCGCCCAAGCUGCACUCCAAGCCCGGAGGCCAGUCCAAUGGCCGGGCUCGCUUGGGCAGCCGGUCCGGCUCGUUAGCGGCGGGCUCCCCCAGGCCCUCGCUCACCCGCCAGCCCAGUGCAAUCACAGAGGCCGCUGUGGACGGAUCCAAGCCGAGGGACUACCUGAUCCUGGCCAUCCUGUCCUGCUUCUGCCCGCUGUGGCCUAUCAACAUCGUGGCCCUCACCUUCUCUGUGAUGUCCCGCAACAGCCUACAGCAAGGCAACAUAGAUGGCGCCCGCCGUUUGGGCCGUAAUGCCAUGGUUCUGUCCGUGGUGUCCAUCCUAGGAGGUAUCGCUAUCAUCGCUGCCGCUAUCGCUCUUAACUGGGGAUUGAUACUGAAAUCCUGAUGAAUCUACCUGGAAUCACAAGCCCGACUUCACGACCGCAUCUUCACGACGAGACGCCGCAAGCCCCUUCACCAGAUGAAAACGAACACAGAUCACUUCCUGUUCCUCGCUGUUUUUGUUUCUUCCUGCACGCUGAGCAUGGUCUGCCUGACACUCUACCUCUAACGCGACGGGUGACGCCUCCCAACACAGAAGCACCACCUGCACACAGACCAGGACACUGGGAAGCGCUGAUUCCAUUCUGUGGUAGCAGACUCUCACUAGAUUUUCAGUUCACCAUUGAACACUAUAUUGGUUGUCAUGGGAAUGGACAUUUGUCUCCUUGGAAAUGGAAUUAAUAUGCUCAAUGAGUCUCAAUUCCACAGGUCUAGCCAUCAACAACACAGUUCUGGCUCAACUGAAAUGGGCAUGUUGGUUUAGCUUCUUCAACCUGAACUAAGGAUGAACCGACGCUCGUAUCGCUGUGAAGGCAGGAAAGAAAAAGACAAAUCUUUAAUGAGGAGGAUUUUUCAUCAGCCACCUGUUCCCGUUGUGUUUAUUGCACAUGAACACAGAAGUAGAAAUGCCAACACUGGUGCCGCCUGACGUCACGUCUGUUUUACCAAACGUCUCAUCAAUGAUUGAUCAUUAGACAUGUCCCUUUAGUUGACUUUCGUCUACUGUAGGAGAAACAUAGGGUUAGAAAAGCUAGAGAAGGUUACAACAUUGGCAGUGCAGUAACUAGUGCAACUAGGAAGUUGGAACUAUACCUCAUCAACCGCCUACACAGAUCUGCUGUAUCUGUACAUGUAGGUAAACUGAAAACAGCAUCUAGGGCUUAUGGGAAAUGGUGUUUAGAUCAAAAGAAGUGUGUACCAAGCAGAAACAUUUUUAUUUCUUUGAGUUGCCAGUGACAUUUUUCAGACGUCUGCAACAGAACCUAGAAGUUUGGGACCACGUCAAAUAGCAUUUUAUAAAAGUUGCUAGUAACAGAAAUGGCGACAGUGAGCACAUGGUCUCAUCGCCAUCUUUGGUGCGGUGGAGAUGCUGCAUUUCGUACAUUACAAGGCAGGUUUUCACUGAGACCUGCUUAAUGACAUAACCAAACUGUUUUUCUUUUCAAGCUUUAAAUGAACAAUGAAUUCAUGAAGACUUCAUAAAUUGUAAGAAUCAUGAGGUCGUGACGUGUCCGAGAGAUAAAGCGUGUGUCUGGGGCAGAAGAAGACUGUGUGUGUUGUGUACUUACUUACAGGAGCUGCGGUUGUCUGCAGCGCUUCGCUUGUAACUGACUCCAGCUGAUUCAGAUAUAUUUUAUUAUGUCUCUGACCACACAAGGUACAGCUUUAUCCAUUUAAUGGACAAUAGGUUAUGGACUGUAGAUUCUUCAAAGCCCCCUAUUAAUUUACAUAAGGUUCCAUUUACAGAGUGGUCAGGUUCCCAUGCCUUCAGCUCAGGUCCUUUUCAUUUUUGGUAAAAGUUCCUUUUGGUGUUGUUUGUGUCAUCUCUGGCCUAUAAUCUCACAUUCUGUUGGUUCUGAUUAUAACCCUGUUCCCAUUAAAGAGUUUAGAGGUGGACAUUUUUGGUUGUUUAACAGAACGAUUCAUUCCUCUUAAAGCUCAUGUGGACCUUGUGUAGUCAGCGUUUUCUCUGAUUUCAGAGGCAUGGUGUCACACUGUGCCAGACUCAGACCCGUUUUAGCCUGUCUGCGUACAAAUGUACGAGCGCUGUUUGUUUAUGGGAUGAACUUUGAGGAGCUGAGUUGUUGUUAUAAAGCUAAAUCAACCCCUAUAACCUGCGCAUGUUUACACUAUUUAUUACAGAAUGCUUUGACAUAAGACUGUAGCCUCCUUUAGCGGCAGCGCUAACUGAAUAGCACCUUGUAAAUAAAGUGUAUGAGAAUGUAUUCACCAUAUAGUGAUAUUCGCUUUUUCUCUUUGCAAUGUUAAGGAGACCUAACGGAUUCUCGAUCAAAAUGCACAUCAACCGCAAGGUUUUUAGGAGGCGAUGAACAAAAAAGCUUGGCUUGAGGGUUUAGGGCAGACAGUGUCUCUGUGUCCAGGUGACGUAAGGCUCAGGUGGAGGAAGAGUGGACAGAUCUGCAGUGCAGCGUUCACAUCAUUUGGGAACGAUUGUUAGAGAUUACAUUAAGUUUGGUUAUCAGCUCCAUAUUAUUUAUUCUUUCAUAUUUAUAUCUACUUAGAGACUCUGGACGUUGACAUAAACUAUAUUUGAAGUGAAUGCUGCAUGAGGUUACCGCCAAUCCACUCCCACCUCCUCCCCCCCACUCCAGUACUGUAUGUAGCAUGCCUGUUUACUAAUCACAUUAUGCAAAAGGUCUAAAAGCUCCCAGCUCAGUGUCGGUGUGACCGCUCGCUUCCUUGAGUUCUGCUAUCGGUGGCUUCCUCAAGCACAGUUUUGUAUUGAAUCUGCUUGCGCUACCUCUCAGAGCUGCCUACAGUGUUUUCUUAACCAAGCCUCACAUGGCGUCACAUUGAUCGUCGUAUCUGACUGUUAACUCUAAAUCCUGCUGUGCUUUCUGUUUUGCUUUGUUGCGCUACUUUUAGAAAGUAUCACUACUAACAUUGUGCAGGGUUUUACUCGUAAACACAAAACAGGAAAGGACUGGCAGACAUUCUGCAAACAGAAAGACAAGUUGUCUGAAAAUAAAGAAAUGGGAAAUUCUGAGGAAGGUUCUUCAGGCAGCAGGGACAUUUAAAAGAACAUUACAUACUCAUGAUUUUAUCAUAUGUCCUAACUUUAACCCUGUGACUAAAAUUUAAAAUUUAAAAUUUAAAAUUUAAAAUUUUUAAAAUUUUAAAUUUAAAAUUUACUUGUAUUAAUACACAUAAUACACAUGUAUUAUGCAUAUAGAACACUCAGUUUCUUAAUUACAUUACACACUACAUUGGCAAAUUCUAAUUUGUGACAUUAGCCUAAAUAAAUUUGAGCAUUCAUACUUGAGAUUAAUCUCAAGUUAAAAGUACAAGGGGUCCUGACCAAUCUUUCUCAGGACUCUCAUUUGAAAAACACAUAGGACUGGACCUGCUGAUCAGCUGCCGUUGCAGUUGAUGUUCACAGAUCAUGAAGUAAUCCAACGCUCUCACAUGCUCUCAAUGGUGGUGUUUUGUACAUUUAUUGUUGAUCAUUUUCACUUCUUUUGUAAAGUGAGCUUUUCCAUUUCUUCCUUGCUCCCUCGGUCUCUUUUGUAUUUCCAUUGUAAUGUUUGUAAUGCUCAGUAUAACCUGCUUCCUGCUUGCUUUUUUUUAAAUGCUGCAAGCAUGAGUGUAAUGUCUGCUGGAUUUAUUAUGUCCUUCAAUAUCGAUUGCUUUCUCCUGCCACUGGACUUUUGUUGUGCCUGUGCAUGCCUUAAAUCGACUGCUUUUAUGAAGCACACAGAAUGAGUAUGGGUGUACACAAUACAUUUAUCAAAAACACUUGAUCUUGACAACUGAUGUUAAAUAUUUGAUCAUGUUUGAAGGGAAUAAAUCCUAGUUCAAUACUA
Molecule: messenger RNA, 4471 nt
Organism: Betta splendens (Siamese fighting fish)
Lineage: Eukaryota; Metazoa; Chordata; Actinopteri; Anabantiformes; Osphronemidae
Product: proline-rich transmembrane protein 2
Exons: 5
Coding region: 346-990 (214 amino acids)
Cellular component (GO): membrane
Source: RefSeq, a predicted model, not a curated record